Myzus persicae (green peach aphid) is the source of this 1215-nucleotide messenger RNA. Its product is annotated as inactive pancreatic lipase-related protein 1-like. NCBI's taxonomy places the organism in Eukaryota, Metazoa, Arthropoda, Insecta, Hemiptera, Aphididae. Gene Ontology annotation, molecular function: lipase activity. The transcript has 7 exons. The record is from RefSeq and is a predicted model, not a curated record. Gene Ontology annotation, biological process: lipid metabolic process. The coding region runs from base 107 to 1132 and encodes 341 amino acids.
AUUGAAAUUCGUGUCGUAUAUUUAGUUGUAUUUAUGACAGUUGUUGCGAUUCGAUUAUUGUCGACUACAAUAUAAUUUUAAUUUACCGCGAAAACGACUCUGUCAAAUGUCAGUAAAAUUGUUAAAUUAUCCAAUUACAAUGAAAAUACUGUUUAGCACGUUAACCGUUUUUGUUUUUACUUAUGAUAUUACAUUGGCAAGCGACCCAGUUGACGUUUUAAAUGAUGAAUUUGAUAAUUACAUAGAAGAUAAUUUGUACGACUUUGACUUUGGUUACGAGAACUUCGCACAUUACGAAACAUCGAAACAUGUAUUCUACUGGCUUUACACGAGAAAUAAUAGCGAUGGUCAACUUUUAAACAGAAGUGAGCCACACAUGAUCGAGUCAACGACGUACGAUCCAAGCAAUCCAAUUAAAGUAUUAGUGCAUGGUUGGCUUGGCACUACUCAAGAAAAAUCGGGCAUUUGUUCUUACAAUGUAAAAUCGUAUUUAGAAGUGGGCGAAUACAAUGUGAUCUGCGUGGAUUGGAAACAAUAUUCGACUGAUAUAUCAUACGCGGUCGCGAAGGCGAGAAGCAAAUACAUUGCUCUGGAUAUUGUUAAGAUGUUGUUGAAGAUUACGUACAAUAUGACGGAAGGCUGCUAUGAAACUAUUCACGUGAUAGGACACAGUAUGGGAGCACACAUUGCCGGACAUGUCGGAAAAAAUUUGCCCGGCCUUUAUCGGAUCUCAGGUCUAGAUCCAGCAAAACCGAUGUACGAGAAAAGUGGACCAGAUGACAGGCUAGAUAUGACUGACGCGAAAUUUGUUGAUGUAAUGCAUACUAACGCUGGUCAAAAUGGACUUGACAAAUCUAUCGGUCAUAUGGAUUUCUACCCAAAUGGAGGAUCAAAGCAACCCAAUUGCAGUGAUAGUUCAAACAAACAUGGUUCGUGUAGUCACGUAAGAUCCUAUCAUUACUUCGCACACUCCAUAUGGUCCAGAUACGAUUAUAUAGCAUACAGGUGUCCUAGUUGGGACGACUUUGAAGCGAAUCUGUGUACCAAUGCCAGCGUAAAUCUGAUGGGCGAAUGGGUAAACAAAGACGGGGAACACGGAGAUUAUUAUUUAGAUGCGUGCGUCCAAGAUUAAUAGACACAGGGCGACGUACAACUCUGUUUCUUUAUUGGACAAUUUUUGUAUUAUUAUUAAAAAUUAUAAGUGUCAGUGAUAUA